This is a messenger RNA of Capsicum annuum, 995 nucleotides long. RefSeq names its product proline-rich protein 4. NCBI's taxonomy places the organism in Eukaryota, Viridiplantae, Streptophyta, Magnoliopsida, Solanales, Solanaceae. The record is from RefSeq and is a predicted model, not a curated record. The transcript is spliced from 2 exons. The coding region runs from base 53 to 871 and encodes 272 amino acids.
UCUCUCACAGUUUGGCAAAUUAGCUCAUUUGCCUGUUAGCAUAGUGAUCCUAAUGGGGCUUCAGUCCCUUUUUAGCAGAAUCCUUAUUGCAUUCACUAUUUCUUUGUUACUGUUUGCAGUGAGCUUCUGUUACGCUGAUGACGUGACAAUCCAAGUUGUCGGAAUUGGAGAAUGUGCUGAUUGCAAAAAGAGUAACAUAAAGACCAUUCAUGCUUUUUCAGGGCUUCGUGUUACCAUCGACUGCAAGGUUGGAAAUGGAAAAUUCAAAACAAGGGGUGAAGGAGAAGUUGACAAAGACGGAAAGUUCAAGGCAUCACUUCCUAAAGAGAUUGUGAAAGAUGGGAAAAUGAAGGAAGACUGUUACGUACAACUCCAUAGUGUAUCUGCUGCACCAUGUCCAACACAUAAUGGCAUAGAAGCAUCCAAGAUUGUAGUGACCAAAUCUGAAAACAAUGACAAAUACACAUUGAAACCAUCAAGAAAUCUGAAAUUCUCGACAGCCUUGUGCACCUCUGCUUUCCUCUGGCCACACUUCAAGUUUCCACCAUUUCCAAAUUUGCCACCUUUCCCCAUAUUCAAAAAGCCAUUUCCGCCACCAAUUCCAAUCUACAAAAAGCCACUUCUACCACCUAUUCCAAUCUACAAAAAGCCACCCCUACCACCAACUCUAAUCUAUAAACAACCAAUUCUACCUCCUAUUCCACCUUAUAAUAAGCCAAUUUUACCUCCAAUUCCAAUCUACAAAAAGCCAUUUCUACCUCCUAUUCCAAUCUAUAAGCCAAUUCCACCAUUCUUCAAAAAGCCAUUCCCACCCCUGCUCCCAAAAUUCCCUCAGAUUCCAUUAUUCCCACCUUCUGUCCCUCACCGAUAGGAGGGCUUUAAACAAGUUCUCCUGCGGUGCACAUACAUAGGUGGAUUCAAGAUUUCAAAUUAAUUUCUGCGCCUGUUAAUGUAUGUUCGUGUUAAGAUCGUUCAAUAAAACUUCCAUUUACAUA